ACGCCCUUGCUUGUCUAACAGUGUCCAAGAUGGCUGCGCUCGUGGGUAUCCGUGCAUGCCUGUCCGCCCUCCAGCUCUCCUCUCCCGGUCUCCUACACAGCUCCUACAAACUGUGUGCAGUGCCUCUGUUACAGAGAGGCUUUGCUGCUGAGGCAAAGAAGAAGUUCUCCAGAGACAAACCCCAUGUCAACAUUGGAACCAUUGGGCAUGUAGACCAUGGCAAGACCACACUGACUGCUGCCAUCACCAAAGUGCUGGCAGAGGCAGGCGGAGCUCGCUACAAGAAGUAUGAGGACAUUGACAACGCCCCCGAAGAGAAAGCCCGAGGAAUCACCAUCAAUGCUUCACACGUGGAGUACACCACCGCCAACCGACACUACGCCCACACAGACUGUCCAGGCCAUGCUGAUUAUGUCAAGAACAUGAUCACGGGCACGGCCCAGUUGGACGGCUGCAUCCUGGUGGUGGCGGCGACCGACGGGCAGAUGCCACAGACGCGCGAGCACCUGCUGCUGGCGCGUCAGAUCGGCGUGGAGCACGUGGUGGUGUUCGUCAACAAGGCCGACGCCGUGGACGACAAGGAGAUGCUGGACCUGGUGGAGCUGGAGAUCCGCGAGCUGCUCACCGAGUUCGGCUACGAUGGCGAGAACACUCCUGUGGUCGUCGGCUCGGCACUCUGUGCACUGGAGAACAAGCAGCCUGAACUGGGUGUGGAUGCCGUGAUGAAGCUGUUGGAGAUUGUAGAUUCGUACAUCCCGCUGCCAAAGAGAGAGCUGGACAAACCGUUCCUGUUUCCCAUUGAAGGAGUCUACUCCAUCCCAGGUCGUGGCACUGUGGUCGUAGGCACACUAGAGAGGGGGGUCAUUAAGAAGGGUGAUGACUGUGAAUUUGUGGGACACAACAAAUCGGUCAAAUCUGUGGUUACUGGCAUAGAGAUGUUCCAUCAGUCCCUGGACAGGGCAGAGGCGGGGGACAAUCUGGGGGCACUUGUCCGAGGGUUGAAGAGGGAGGACAUCAGAAGAGGGAUGGUGAUGUGCAAACCCGGUGCCAUCCAGCCGCACCAGAAGAUCAAGGCACAGGUGUAUGUGCUGAGCAAGGAUGAGGGUGGAAGACACAAGCCGUUCGUCACAAACUUCAUGCCAGUGAUGUUCUCUCUCACAUGGGACAUGGCAUGUCGGGUCACCUUACCUGGCGACAAGGAGAUGGUGAUGCCAGGCGAGGACACCUCGCUGACCUUGACCCUGCGGCAGCCCAUGGUGGUGGAGAAGGGCCAGAGGUUCACGCUACGAGACGGAAACAAAACCAUCGGAACCGGCCUGGUGACUGACAUCAUGCCAGUUUCGGAGGAGGACCUGCACAACUGGGGCUAAAAGAGCACUGGGGGGGG
This is a messenger RNA of Sardina pilchardus (European sardine), 1387 nucleotides long. RefSeq names its product Tu translation elongation factor, mitochondrial (gene tufm). The coding region runs from base 30 to 1370 and encodes 446 amino acids. NCBI's taxonomy places the organism in Eukaryota, Metazoa, Chordata, Actinopteri, Clupeiformes, Clupeidae. The record is from RefSeq and is a predicted model, not a curated record. Gene Ontology annotation, biological process: mitochondrial translational elongation. The transcript has 10 exons. Gene Ontology annotation, cellular component: mitochondrion. Gene Ontology annotation, molecular function: GTPase activity; GTP binding; translation elongation factor activity.